Molecule: messenger RNA, 855 nt
Organism: Cariama cristata (Red-legged seriema)
Lineage: Eukaryota; Metazoa; Chordata; Aves; Cariamiformes; Cariamidae
Product: son of sevenless homolog 2-like
Exons: 6
Molecular function (GO): protein heterodimerization activity; guanyl-nucleotide exchange factor activity
Source: RefSeq, a predicted model, not a curated record
GAGCGCGUUCAAAAGACAUUUCCUCAUCCAAUAGACAAGUGGGCGAUUGCUGAUGCGCAGUCUGCUAUAGAGAAACGAAAAAGAAGAAACCCUCUCCUGCUACCUGUGGACAAAAUACAUCCUUUAUUAAAGGAGGUCCUAGGUUACAAGGUAGAUUACCAUGUCUCUCUGUAUAUCGUGGCUGUCUUAGAAUACAUCUCGGCUGACAUUUUAAAGCUGGCUGGAAACUAUGUUUUCAAUAUACGGCACUUUGAGAUCUCCCAGCAGGACAUUAAAGUAUCGAUGUGUGCUGAUAAGGUUUUGAUGGAUAUGUUUGAUCAAGAUGACAUUGGUUUGGUUUCUCUCUGUGAAGAUGAGCCCUCUUCUUCUGGGGAACUCAACUACUAUGACCUAGUGAGAAACGAAAUUGCAGAAGAAAGGCAAUAUCUGCGGGAGUUGAAUCUGAUAAUAAAAGUAUUUCGGGAAGCUUUCCUAUCAAACAGAAAAUUGUUCACACCUAAUGAUAUCGAUGUGAUAUUUAGCAACAUCUCAGAUAUUCAUGAGUUGACAGUGAAGCUUUUAGGAUUGAUUGAGGACACUGUUGAAAUGACUGAUGAAAGUAGUCCUCACCCUCUGGCUGGCAGCUGCUUUGAGGAUCUUGCAGAGGAGCAAGCCUUUGAUCCAUAUGAAACCUUGUCCCAAGAUAUUCUCUCUCCACAAUUUCAUGAGCAUUUUAAUAGCUUAAUGGCAAAACCUGCUGUUGCUCUCCACUUUCAGUCUACUGCUGAAGGGUUUAAAGAAGCUGUACGAUACGUCCUCCCACGACUUAUGCUUAUCCCAGUCUAUCAUUGUUUGCACUACUUUGAGUUACUACAG